Messenger RNA from Lemur catta (Ring-tailed lemur), 2898 nucleotides. RefSeq names its product ZFP36 ring finger protein like 2 (gene ZFP36L2). Gene Ontology annotation, molecular function: metal ion binding; mRNA binding. The transcript has 2 exons. The coding region runs from base 346 to 1830 and encodes 494 amino acids. The record is from RefSeq and is a predicted model, not a curated record. NCBI's taxonomy places the organism in Eukaryota, Metazoa, Chordata, Mammalia, Primates, Lemuridae.
CCGCUGCCGCGCUCCCAGGCUCUAUAUAGGGCGCGCGCUCGCGGGCUGCCGAGUUCCAGCAGUCCGCGAGCUGCCGUCGGCUCCGCGGGGGGGGCGGGCCGGGCACCCCGGGGCGCGGAGCUGCCCUCUUUGCUUCUCUCUCCUCUCCCUCCACUCCGCACUCCAGGCCACCCUCUAGCCAGUCCGAGCCGCUUCCCUUUCCCUCUUUUCUCGCCCCCCAGCAAACUUUCGGUCCCUCCCCGCCCCUCGCCCGUUAUUCGUCGUGGCUCGAGCCCGGCCGCGGCGCCCCGAGGGCUCCUCCCGACCUCCCUGCCUGCAGCUCCGACCAUUUCGGGACCCAGAAACAUGUCGACCACACUUCUGUCCGCCUUCUACGAUAUCGACUUCUUGUGCAAGACGGAGAAAUCCCUGGCCAACCUCAAUCUGAACAACAUGCUGGACAAGAAGGCGGUGGGGACGCCCGUGGCCGCCGCCCCCAGCUCCGGCUUCGCGCCGGGCUUCCUCAGACGGCACUCGGCCAGCAACCUGCACGCGCUCGCCCACCCCGCGCCCAGCCCCGGCAGCUGCUCGCCCAAGUUCCCGGGCGCCGCUAACGGCAGCAGCUGUGGCAGCGUGGCGGCUGGCGGCCCUGCCUCCUACGGCACCCUCAAGGAGCCGUCAGGGGGCGGCGGCACAGCCCUGCUCAACAAGGAGAACAAAUUCCGGGACCGCUCGUUCAGCGAGAACGGUGAGCGCAGCCAGCACCUUCUGCACCUGCAGCAGCAGCAGCAGAAGGGGGGCGGCGGCUCCCAGAUCAACUCCACGCGCUACAAGACCGAGCUGUGCCGGCCCUUCGAAGAGAGCGGCACGUGCAAGUAUGGCGAGAAGUGCCAGUUCGCCCACGGCUUCCACGAGCUACGCAGCCUGACUCGGCACCCGAAGUACAAGACAGAGCUGUGCCGCACCUUCCACACCAUCGGCUUCUGCCCCUACGGGCCGCGCUGCCACUUCAUCCACAACGCCGACGAGCGGCGGCCCGCACCGUCGGGGAGCGCCUCCGGGGACCUGCGCGCUUUCAGCGCGCGCGACGCGCUGCACCUGGGCUUCCCGCGGGAGCCCCGGCCCAAGCUGCACCACAGCCUCAGCUUCUCGGGCUUCCCGUCGGGCCACCACCAGCCCCCGGGGGGCCUAGAGUCGCCGCUGCUGCUUGACAGCCCCACGUCGCGCACGCCGCCACCGCCCUCCUGCUCUUCGGCCUCCUCCUGCUCCUCCUCCGCCUCCUCCUGCUCCUCGGCGUCUGCGGCCUCCACGCCCUCGGGCGCCCCGACGUGCUGCGCCUCCGCCGCGGCGGCAGCGGCCGCGGCCGCGCUGCUCUACGGCACCGGGGGCGCCGAGGACCUGCUGGCACCCGGCGCCCCGUGCGCCGCUUGCUCGUCGGCCUCCUGCGCCAACAACGCCUUCGCCUUCGGCCCGGAGCUGAGCAGCCUCAUCACGCCGCUCGCCAUCCAGACCCACAACUUCGCCGCCGCGGCCGCCGCCGCCUACUACCGCAGCCAGCAGCAGCAGCAGGGCCUGGCGCCCCCCGCGCAGCCCCCGGCGCCGCCCAGCGCGCCCCUCCCCGCCGGUGCCGCCGCGCCGCCCUCGCCGCCCUUCAGCUUCCAGCUGCCGCGCCGCCUGUCCGAGUCGCCGGUGUUCGACGCGCCCCCCAGCCCCCCGGACUCGCUGUCGGACCGCGACAGCUACCUGAGCGGCUCCCUGAGCUCAGGCAGCCUCAGCGGCUCCGAGUCCCCCAGCCUCGACCCCGGCCGCCGGCUGCCCAUCUUCAGCCGCCUCUCCGUCUCCGACGACUGAGGCAAGAGGGCGCCAGUGAGGAGGAAGGAAGGGAAGGCCGUUCUGGGGUGUUGGAGGAUGCCCUUCGCCACCUCGCCCCUGCUGGGGGCACGGGGUGGGGGGUGACGGGCCUCAGGCAGACUGCGGACCCUACCGAGCACUCGGACUCGAACUCUGUGCUGGGAGGGGCCCCACCCCUCCUUUUUCGGUUUCCUCUUGUUUUGUUUUUUUGUUAUUAUUUUUAUUAUUACGAAGUUUCAUUCUUGUUGAGCAAAAAAGAAAGCCAACGAACUUUUUGUGUUGAUGAACAAAAUAUUCACAACAGGGCAGUUGUGAUGCGAAUAGAACAAAAAAACCAAACAAACUUUUUUAGGUCUCGAUGAGUUUGGGACUUCAGGAAAAAUCAAUCCAGCACCAGCAGCUACCAACCACCAUUCCAUCUCUUCACUUGAAAAGCAUUAGUUACAGUCCAGAUGUGGGAACUCUUAUCUCGAAAGAAGUUCCAAUUGUUUCUCAGACCAGUGUAAACAAACCAGCCAACCACCACCUUGCUAAACCUAUAAGCUUUUAGAAUCCAAUAUUUCUGCCAAGAAUAUGCCUUGAUAGUACCCCUCAACCCCAUAGAGUUGGGGGGGGGGGAUUUGUUGUGUUUUUUUUUUUUUGUUUUUUUAACAAAGUUAUGUAUGUCUGGGGGAAAGAAAAAAAAAACCCUGCAUUCCAAAGUUUCAUACUGGUUACUGGUUUCAUUGCCACCACUUCGUGGAUGUUUAGUUUAAAACCAUUUUGUCUGCUCUCUGGAAGCCUUGGGCAGAGCUUAGUUUGUAAUUGUUGGGGAAUAACUGCUGAAUUUUUAGCUAUUUUUGAGUUGAUUCGCACCACUGCACCACAACUCAAUAUGAAAACUAUUUAACUUAUUUAUUAUCUUGUGAAAAGUAUACAUUGAAAAUUGUUCAUACUGUAUUUAUCAAGUAUGAUGAAAAGCAAUAGAUAUAUAUUCUUUUAUUAUGUUAAAUUAUGAUUGCCAUUAUUAAUCGGCAAAAUGUGGAGUGUAUGUUCUUUUCACAGUAAUAUAUGCCUUUUGUAACUUCA